This is a messenger RNA of Equus caballus (horse), 1111 nucleotides long. It is a transcript of the gene TEX26, whose product is annotated as testis expressed 26. The record is from RefSeq and is a predicted model, not a curated record. Lineage: Eukaryota; Metazoa; Chordata; Mammalia; Perissodactyla; Equidae. Gene Ontology annotation, cellular component: cytoplasm.
UCUCCAUGGCGACGCGUCACAAAGCAGCCGCGCUGCCUGCAGCGGCGUCCUGUCCUGGUGGAGAAGGAGAACCAGCGACUGCCUCUUCGGGCAAGAAUGGCACAGCCUGAGCUCGAGGCUCUGGGCCCCUCUCAAGACGGCCACAAGAUCCGGCCCACAGGCAACACCAGCUGGGACUCCUACGCGACCACGAUGAAGACUGCGUUCACACCUAAGACAGGAGCAGCACCCGCUUUAAUUCGUCAGAAAAGUAUCAGAAGAUUAGGAUAUACGUAUUCACUUAGUGAUCCUAUUCCCAACCAGACACAGUACAAUGAUGAGUAUGUCUGGAAAGCAUAUUCCAGAGAAGAUUUGAUGAGAACUGGCACUUCAAGAGGAAUUGGGAGCCACAAAUAUUACCCCACUCAAGGGUUCUUUCCCUGGACACUUCCUCAAGGUCCAUCAAAGCCAUCAGUAAAGAGCUACUUUCCUUGGAAAAUGGCUGCUUCAGUGGACGAGGUUAGGAAGGCAAUAUCAAAUCAGUUUAUUUCCCAGACGAGAAGAGUCUUUGUGGACAGAAAGGAAGCUCAGAAGAUUAAGCAAAGUUCUCCGAUGUCUCUGGAAUGGAAAAAGUUACUUCCCCAACCUGCAGACACUGAAUUUCGGCGGAAUUACCAAGUUCCAGCUAAAAUUCCUGAGUUUCAGGAUUUUAGUUUCAAAUAUGGAUGCUACUCAAGCCUACCAAUUGCUUCUCAGGGUCUAGUCCCUUCGGUGCUGAAGAGCCACAUGAGGAAUCAAGAGCGCUCAAAGAAGCAGACCACGUACCAAAGUGACUACGGGAAAGACUACCUGAAUUUCUUAACGAUUUUAAACUCGUUCACUCCGGUUCAAAUCAGAGAAUACCUUCAGAGUGUUUCCUAUAAAGACAGACAAAUUCUUGAUCGCUUUAUUCGCUCUCACUGUGACAUUGACAAAGGGAUGAAUGAAAAAGGAAAAUAGUUCGGAAGCAGAAAAUCUGAAAAUCGAAGGAAGCACUAGGGCCUACCAGGUCAUUUUCUCAAUAAUCAAGGAAAAAUAAGAUCCAGAUUUUCAAAAUAUGAUAUUCAUGACUUUGUGUAAUUUUGUUUUGUUU